This is a messenger RNA of Closterium sp. NIES-65, 1588 nucleotides long. The record is from the annotation of a GenBank genome assembly. NCBI's taxonomy places the organism in Eukaryota, Viridiplantae, Streptophyta, Zygnematophyceae, Desmidiales, Closteriaceae.
GUGCGCUGGUUCAUCCAAAGGCCUUCAUGGAGCGCCAUGCCUUCUGUCUUCUCCCCUCAUCUCCGCUUACCCUCAUGUGCGCUGGUUCAUCCUGAAGGCCUUCAUGGAGCGCCAUGCCUUUCCGCGCAUCUUCUUCCUCGACUCGGAUGUCAUUCUCUUUGCCAACGUCACUGAGCUCGCCACCAUGCUGUUUUCAAGGGUGCACCUCGUGGUGUCGCAGCGCUGGCCCAGGUACGAACGCAUGUGCUUGCCUAGGUGUGCAGGUAUUCAGGCGUGUGGGCUACCCGUAUGCGUGUGGGGCAAUGUGGCUGCAUGGUGGGCUACACGUGGGUGCAUCUUCUUCCUCGACUUGGACGUCAUCCUCUUUGCCAACAUCACUGAGCUCGCCACCAUGCUGUUUUCAAGAGUCCGCCUCGUGGUGUCGCAGCGCUGGCGCAGGUACGAGUGGGUGCGUAGGCAUGGGUGCAUAGGUUAUGGGUGCGUAGUGUGGGUGCGUAGGUAUGGGUGCAUAGGUAUGGUGUGUAGGUAUGGGUGCGUAGGUGUUCGGGGUGGUGGUUAUGGUGCGGGGUGUAUAGCCAUCUUUUUACUCGACUCGGACGUCAUCCUCUUCGCCAAUGUCACAGAGGUCGCCACCAGGCUGUUCUCGAGAGUUCACCUGGUGGUGUCGCAGCGCUGGCCCAGUAUGGGCGUGGAUGUGUCGGUGCCUCGUCGCCAACAUCACAGAUCUCGCCACCAGGCUCUUCUCGAGAGUUCAUCUGGUGGUGUCGCAGCGCUGGCCCAGGUGUGUGGAUGCCUAUUUGCCAACGUCACUGCACUCGCCACCAUGCUGUUUUCCCGCAUGCACCUGGUGGGUGUCCCAGCGCUGCCUACUUUUGAGGCGCCUCAAAAGUCGUCGCCAUUCUCCUUUCCUGCAUGUAUCUGGUGGCUGUCCCAGCGCUGGCCCAGCCCCGCUCUAUCGGAGCCCCGGGCCCCAGCCAGUCCCAACCAGUAUGCAUCCACGCUAGUGAGCGGUCACGUGUCCCUCUGGACGUACGAUGCCCUCUCUGACUGUUCCCUCCCCUUCCUUCCCUCCUUCCCUCACCCAUUCCUUAACAGUCUUCGUGCCCCAGGCCCCAGCCAGUAUGCGUCCACAGCAGUGAGUGGGCACGUGUCCCUCUGGACGUACGAUGCUCUCUCUGACUUCCUCGACUUCUUCCAGCUGUUUGUUCAGUGCAUCUGUGACAAGGAGAGUGGGGUCACUCCCGAGCGGUCAGCGCGCAUACGGGGGAAGUUCACACCCAAGUUCCGGGUCGACUCGUUUGCAACGCCCCGCUGGUGCAACGCCACAGACUGGUGGGACGAGGGGUGGUGCGUCUUUGAUAACAACUUCUCCAUCCAGACGCCCACUCAAUUCUUUAAGUAUCGUCCUCAGGACGGCAUGAAGUGCCCCUCUUCUAUGCACUACACUCAUUUUGACGACUGGGCCAAGGAAGGGGAGAAGCAGACGUCGCCGGUUCAAUUCCUGGGAGUGCACUUUCAGGCGCACAGAAAGGGGUACCUCACAAGGGGGGAUGAUCCAGCAGCCACAUGGGGUUCGAGCCCUGACUGA